Nothobranchius furzeri (turquoise killifish) is the source of this 3247-nucleotide messenger RNA. It is a transcript of the gene rab2a, whose product is annotated as RAB2A, member RAS oncogene family. Lineage: Eukaryota; Metazoa; Chordata; Actinopteri; Cyprinodontiformes; Nothobranchiidae. Gene Ontology annotation, biological process: vesicle-mediated transport. Gene Ontology annotation, molecular function: GTP binding; GTPase activity. Gene Ontology annotation, cellular component: Golgi apparatus. The record is from RefSeq and is a predicted model, not a curated record.
CGCAUCAUUCUGUAGCGUGGCGGGGGCGGACCGUAUGACGUUGAGCCGAGACUCUUGCUGUUUAUUGUUCCUUCCUGAGAACCGACACAGAAAAACAGGCUAACGAGCUGUCAGACACUCUUCUUAGACGGUUCGCACUUGGUUUUACGAAGGUGUAACGGUUGAGACAGCUGACUGCAAACCCUAGAGGCCAUGGCGUAUGCAUAUCUCUUCAAAUACAUCAUCAUCGGGGACACGGGUGUGGGGAAAUCAUGUCUAUUACUACAGUUCACAGACAAGAGGUUUCAGCCAGUUCACGAUCUCACCAUCGGUGUGGAGUUUGGCGCAAGGAUGAUCACUAUAGACGGCAAACAGAUCAAAUUGCAAAUCUGGGAUACGGCUGGCCAGGAGUCAUUCCGGUCCAUCACCAGGUCUUACUACAGAGGAGCGGCCGGAGCUCUGCUAGUUUAUGACAUCACAAGAAGGGACACCUUCAACCACUUGACGACCUGGUUAGAGGACGCGCGCCAACAUUCCAACUCCAAUAUGGUCAUCAUGCUCAUUGGCAACAAGAGUGACCUGGAGUCCAGGAGAGAGGUGAAGAAAGAGGAAGGUGAAGCUUUUGCCAGAGAACAUGGCCUCAUAUUUAUGGAGACCUCAGCCAAGACUGCCUCUAAUGUAGAGGAGGCUUUCAUCAACACAGCCAAGGAGAUCUAUGAGAAGAUCCAGGAGGGAGUCUUUGAUAUCAACAACGAGGCUAACGGUAUUAAGAUUGGACCCCAGCAUCCUACCACCAACUCCACACUGUCCAGUAGCCAGGGAGGCCAACAUGCUGGAGGGGGCUGCUGCUGAAGCCUCUAAACACCGCCUCCCCUCCACCACCUCCUCCAGUCCUAACCCUCCCUCCUCCCUGUCCUCUCCAACCCUUCAUUGCGUUUCUACAGAACUGUCCAGACCCACUAACAGUUUCUCUACCGCUCCAUUCUUUCAUCCAUCCAUCGCUGCAUCCUGAGUGUCUCGAACAUCCCCGAUGCACUGAGGGGAGGCAGCGCCCACUCACAAGUCAGCAUGACUUCCUCCGGUCUUCUGAGGACAGAGUCAGCUCCACCUGCAGAUUUACCCUCUCCACUAGCAGGUUUUCCAGCUCACAUUUUUCUUUUGGUUAAAUAAAAACAUUUUAAAUCCAGACACACUUAUAGAAAACGGUUUGUAGUUUAGAUCCUACAUUUUCCUCUACAUUCACACAGAUUCUGUCAGGAUGCCACAGUUCCUCAAACGGAUCUGUGAUUGGCAGUGAGCUGACUUUGUAGACGCAGAGGCGGGACUCGAGGUGGAAAAAUGAAACCCUUUUAAUUGCUGACUGUAUGGAAUAAACCUGGCUCCAUGUUGUGUCUACACACACAUCUGUAUGUGUUUUUAAGUCGGCGUUGAUAGCAGGACGUGUUUCUACAUGCUGAGUCAGAUUUCAUGCUGUGCCCGUGUGCGUAGAGGCGAUACAAGUAUUCCAGGAUGUCAGUUGGUGAGCUCCGGGAGGCUUUCAAGUCACUCUGUAUUACUUGUCCAUAAAAAAAAAAUGCAAACAUGUCAUUUUUGUUCAUUCUUUCCUCUUUUGUUUUGUUUCUUGUACCUUUAAGGGGUUUUCCUUGAGUCUACGUGCUUUUUUUGUCGGCUCACUGACUGACUUGUAUUUUAUAAACACUAAAAAAAACUGGUUGUGGCUUAAAGGCUGAUUAAAAAAAAUAAAAAAAAGCUGGGUAGAGAAUAAAAGACCAAACUGUUAGUGUGAAAAUGGAUCUUUUUGACACCGAUAAAGAUGAGAAGGAGCGUUGAAAUGCUGAGGGUUGUUGAGCGACUUAACUUAUGAAGUUAAGAAGAUUGAGAAAUUGGAAGUGGAUUUUGUUAUGUAUUUAUCAGACGCAUUUCUGUGUAUAUAUGGCUCGUUAGGUUUCUGUAGCUGUUUCAGAUGAAGCGUGGCAUGUUGUGGUGGGCUAGUUGAGUCUUACAGGAGUGGAGAGAGACUCCUCUCUGGGUCUGAAACAGCUUUUUAGCAUUUUGAACAAUUUUCAAGGAGCUAAACCUCCCUGUUGCAUUAGGGUUGAUGGUGCCCUUUCUUUUAAAUGACAACAAUGAAUGAUAACAGGCUGUUAACAGGACCAAGUGGAGGUAUUUAGUGUCUGGUGGGGGACCUUGACUCCAACUGAAAAAGUCAAAGCAUCUCCCUUUUAAGCAGGCUAAGAUUUCCAUCCUGAAUUAGCUGGCAGAUACAUAAUAUGUGCUGUUUAGAGCUUGAUUCACGGCUGCGGCAGUGUUUGUUUUUGUCCUUUUUGCUUCACUAUCCCAGAUGUGAUCCUUUUCCAGCCACGAUUACUUCCAGUCACCCUUUUCUCAUCUGCUCUCUACCUAAUUUUAAUGCCAAAUUUAUUGUGUUUACUUGUUUUGAUAAAACAAAAAUGAAGGGGAGCAAAUCAGCCACUAAGCCCCACUAGUCUGACCUGAGAUCAGCUGUCUGCCUUAACUCCAACCCCCUCCCCCCCAGAGAGAUCUGGACAGCUGCAAAAAGAGCGACCCGUUACCUGCACCACUAACCAACUAGUCGGCGAUGUAUUACACAUGCAUAGAUGCACACUUAGAGACAUUAUGUCAUAAGUUAGAGGUUUCAUUUUAUUUGUUUUGCAUAAAUUGGGGCAUUUAAAAAAACUCUUAACCCAUGUUAUUUUCUGCCUAAUCCCCUCCUAUCACACAUACACACACUCAGCCUGCAUACAGUGUAUGUAUGCAUGCGUAGAUGAUGUAUACAGAUGUUCCUGUCUAUCUAACCUCGCUGUGUUUUCUCUCCAGGCCAAUUGUAACGUUUGGGCUUCACAGCAGUGCGAGUGAAUCUGUUUUUUCUUAGUGUGUUCUUUAAUGAGUUUUUUUUAAUUCCUCGAUAUAUUCAUACAGUUAUUAAUCUUAUCCAGAUCAUAAUUAUGCUUUGUAAACCGACAUGUAGUGUGUGCGUGUGUGUAUGUGAACCCAGAGAGGCUACAGGGGGAGGAUCAAGCCAAACCUGGAACGUCUACCUACCUGUCUAUCUAAAUAUGGAUUGAUUUAUAUUCUCUAUGUGGCCCUCCUCUUCUCUCUAUCCUUUUCUCUCUCUUCCCUCAUCUUCCUGCCUCUCCUCCUCCCCUCAACGUUAUUUGCUGUGUUUGUUCUUUGGAAAAAAUAAAACUAAAAAAAGAAAAAUGAAAAUGCUAUCACAAUAAACUAUAAUAAAAUAUUCUAAACUCUU